Molecule: messenger RNA, 1392 nt
Organism: Phycodurus eques (leafy seadragon)
Lineage: Eukaryota; Metazoa; Chordata; Actinopteri; Syngnathiformes; Syngnathidae
Gene: gja3
Product: gap junction protein, alpha 3
Exons: 2
Coding region: 58-1392 (444 amino acids)
Biological process (GO): cell communication
Cellular component (GO): connexin complex
Source: RefSeq, a predicted model, not a curated record
CCUUAAUCUCCCCCUCUUCUAGACACUACGUUGUCCACAGGCUGGCAAUCUUGAAGCAUGGGUGACUGGAGCUUUCUUGGGCGUCUGCUGGAGAACGCCCAGGAGCACUCCACGGUGAUCGGCAAGGUGUGGCUGACAGUCCUGUUUAUCUUCCGGAUCCUGGUGCUGGGCGCCGCCGCCGAGGACGUGUGGGGAGACGAGCAGUCAGACUUCACCUGCAACACACAGCAGCCCGGGUGCGAGAACGUAUGCUACGACCAGGCCUUCCCCAUCUCGCACAUCCGCUUCUGGGUCCUGCAGAUCAUCUUCGUGUCUACGCCCACACUUAUCUAUCUGGGACACGUGUUGCACAUUGUACGGAUGGAGGAGAAGCGCAAGGAGAAGGAGGAGGAACAGCACAAAGCCAACAGAUUCCAAGCAGAGGAGGAAAAGGAGCUGCUGUUUAGGAGCGGCGGUGGCAGUGAUGGAGACCGGGGCGCCAGCAAAAGGGUGAAGCCCCCCAUCCGGGACGAGCACGGAAAAGUCCGCAUCCGGGGGGCUUUACUGCGCACCUACGUCUUCAACAUUAUCUUCAAGACCCUCUUCGAGGUGGGCUUUAUCCUGGGUCAGUACCUCCUGUACGGGUUCCAGCUGCAGCCCCUGUACAAGUGCGCCAGAUGGCCCUGCCCCAACACGGUGGACUGCUUCAUCUCACGGCCCACCGAGAAGACCAUCUUCAUUAUCUUCAUGCUGGUGGUGGCCUGUGUAUCGCUUUUCCUCAACCUACUGGAAGUCUACCACCUUGGUUGGAAGAAGCUCAAGCAGGGCAUGACCAACGGAGCUAUGUUGGAGCAGCAGUCGGUGCGCCGCCCCACAGGUUCUAAUGCCCCCGAGCCGCAGUGCUCGACCCCCAGGACCGGAGGCGGCUACCCUAGCAAGUACACGGACGUGACAGCCGGGAGUGGGGCCUUCCUGCCCCGGGCAGAGUUUAAGAUGGACAACAUGCAGCAGGAGGAGGACCUCCGGCAGCAUGGGCCGGCCGCCCACUACUACAUCAGCAACAAUAACAACCACCGACUGGCCGCUCAGCAGAACUGGGCCAACCUGGCCACCGAGCAGCAAACUCAAGAGAUGAAGGCCACCUCCCCUAGUCCCUCUUCCUCCUCCUCCUCCUCAAACCAGUUGCCCAUGGCGGACUCCGCCCCUGGUGGCACUCCCAUUACCCUGGGGACCAGUCAGAGUACCUGCAGCAGCCGGGGCUCCAAGGUCAACGAGUUAGGUGAUAGCUGCUUGACCACCACCACGGUAGAGAUCUUCAAGCCCCGUCUGACCGUCGCCUUGGACCCUCGGCGGCUGAGUCGGGCCAGCAAGAGCAGCAGCGUUAGGGCCAGACCCGAUGACUUGGCGGUAUGA